AUGAGUCGGUCUGAGUCACGCUGGGGAGUCAUCUUGCAGCAGACGAUGGCAACAGUAAUAUAUCAAGACCACCGUCCGGACGUGUGGAUUUAUUCUAUUGCGCAUACCAUUGGAGUUGGCUCUCUUUCGCUCGGGACGAUGAUUUGCCUUGACGGCGGCACCCUCGAAGGAGGCGGCCAGCUCGUCCGCAACGCCGUCGCGCUGUCUGCGUUGACCGGCCAGCCAGUGCGGAUAACCCGCAUUCGAGGAAACAGGCCCGGGGCCACUGGACUCCGGUCGUCGCACGCAGCAGCGAUACAGUGCUUGCUCGAUAUCUGCGGUGGGACGGCGGUGAACGCGACGGUGAGAUCGUCCGAGAUCACUUUUUACCCGCGCGGCCAGCAGGACGGUAUUGAGCCGGCUGCAGCGAAAGAAAAGGACUUUGCUGCGGCGCUGCGGACGAUCAAGCUGGAGGCUCUGGCGGGCGUGCCCCCCAUACAGCCGCGAUAUAACGUGCGACUGAAGACUCCCGGCUCGGCGUUCCUGAUAUUCCAAGCGUUGUAUCCCUACCUGCUGUAUGCCGGCGCAUGCGCGAAUGCUCGGGCUGCAGAGCACGGGGAAUGUCCACCAGAAGCAACCAUCAAGCUGAGCGUGACGGGCGGAACCAAUGUCUCGUUUUCUCCCUCAUACGACUACGUCUCGCAGGUCCUCUGUCCCAAUUUCGCGAGGCUGGGCCUGCCGCAUCUCGACGUGGAGUUGAAGCACCGGGGCUGGAGCGCCGGCGCAACAGACUUGGGCGCGGUGUCGUUCCUGAUCCACCCGCUGGAUAUACAAAAGGCGGCACAUGCUGCUGGGCUGGCCGCGGACGAUCCGAGAUGCAGUUCAACUUCAUUCGCGCCGGUGUUUCCGGCUAUAAACAUCAACCGCUACGAGCGAGGCACCAUCACCCAGAUUGAUAUCACAGUCCUAGCGCCCGACACGACUCUGGAUGACAUUGAGUCUGCUCGCAAACGUCGCAGCUUCAAGCGACAUAAAUCUAAAGAUGGCCGAACCGAGCAAUAUCCUGACGCAGGCCUCGCCGCCGAUGAAUCCGACUCAGGCCCUGGAAAGCGCUCCGCCCCGCAUUCCGUCCGGGAAUUCAUUGAAAACUAUGCUUUUCAGGCAGUCUGCAACGCAUUUACUAUCAAAUCUAAAGGCGGCCACAAUUCCCAGCAACCAAAGAUCCAACUACACCACUCUGAGCGAACGCGACACUAUUCCCAGACCUAUAUUCUCCUGGUUGCCCAUACGUCAACCGGGUUCCGACUGGGACGAGAUGCGUUGUUUGGAGUCUCCAACACGUCUGAAUCAAAGAUAAAGCCCGGCAACAAACCCAAAGGGCAAGGGAAAGGGCAGGGGCGAUCUCACGCAAAAUCAAGAGUCAAUACGGGCGCCGACAUGGAACGGGCUAUCGAGGGCAUGGUCAACAGGUGCGUUGAAGAUUUGAUGUAUGAACUUGCGGAUGGAGAUGGGGCACGGGACGUCAAGACAAUGCUCGGAGACGACCAGCCAAGCAGGCUCUUGGACUCGUAUAUGCGUGAUCAGAUUGUGGUGUUCCAAGCACUGGGAAACCUGGCGGCAGGCGAGGAGAAUAUGCCGUCGAGCACGCCUCCAGAGCGCGGCCUGAGCUUACACACCCAGACGGCCAUGUGGAGUCGCCCAGGGGGACUGUUGGGAGGCUACAGCACCAUGGGGUCUCUCAAUGUAUACAUCUUGACAUUCAACUGUGCCCGCAAUCUUAUUGACACCAACCGAUUCGCAUCCCACUUGUUCGAUGGCUUACACCCUGGCGCUCCGCAAACGGCCGCCCAUCUACCGGACCUUCUAGUGCUUGCGCUGCAGGAGGUUGCACCGAUUGCUUACGCGUUUCUGGGUGGAUCGUAUCUCGACCGGUACUACGAUGCCUUUCGGGACGCGUUGGAUAUAGCGACAGCCGGCGCUGCUGGAGACGGGGCUGGAGGGCACGUCCAUUACCGGAACCUGGUAACGAAAAAUAUUGGGAUGACAGCGUUGAUGGUGUUUGCGAGAAGCGACGUGGUCGAACGAAUACGCUACAUCCAAACCGCGGAGACGGGAGUAGGGGUGCACGAGGCGGGAAAUAAAGGUGCUGUCGGGGCGCGGAUUGGGUGUCUGGCUGGGCGCGAGGAUGACUCUAGCGACGCCGGCCAUGAUGGCACAGUGGAGGUGACCGUUGUCAGCGCGCAUCUCGCUCCUGAUGAGACUGGCUGGCAGCGAAGGAACCAAGACUGGAAGAGCAUUGCGCAGCGACUUGUCUUUCGAUCAGAGGGCACUGAACACCCUCUUCAUCAAGAAGACGAAGAAGGCAUGCCACUUUUGCGGUCGUCUGCGUCGUUGAACGAGCCGUCGGCCUUGUACUCGCCAAACUCGUACUUGUUCGUUGCGGGUGAUUUCAAUUAUCGCACCGCAGACGCCAGGCCUGCGCCGCAGGAUUACAGGACGUUUCCUCGACCGUUGGAGAACGAGGAUCCGAUGAGCCAAUUUACAGAUUUGUUCGCGCUGGAUCAGUUGAAUCGCGAACGCGAGGCAGGCAGGGUUUUCAAUAGGCUCAUGGAGCCCAAAGUUAUGUUCCCGCCGACAUACAAGUAUUCCAAUGAUGCCCGCAGCCUCGCGUCCGUCGACCCGAACGGUGGCUGGAAGUGGGCGAAAACCCGUUGGCCCAGCUGGUGCGAUCGAAUACUUUACCUCGACCAUCCCUCUAAAACAAAUGAAUCCGGGAUCGUCAAGAUUCACAGGUAUGACAUACUGCCCUUGUGUUCAACGUCGGACCACCGCCCAGUGGUCUUGUCUGCCUCGGUUCCUCUCCAAGCACUCCCUGAAUCCAGCGACUACCGACCUCCCUUCGAGGUCGAUCCCCAUUGGGAAGACAAGCGAGCAGUCGCUAGGAGAAAAGAGCUGGUUGUUGGUGCUGUGGCCUACCUCGGUUUGACCUGGGAAGGGAACGGUAUUGUGGUGGCGACCGUUUUUGGACUCGCAGCUGCGUAUUAUGGUUUACAUGCCCUGCUCGCAGGUUGA
Messenger RNA from Uncinocarpus reesii 1704, 3051 nucleotides. RefSeq lists its product as uncharacterized. The coding region runs from base 1 to 3051 and encodes 1016 amino acids. Gene Ontology annotation, molecular function: phosphatidylinositol-4,5-bisphosphate 5-phosphatase activity. Gene Ontology annotation, biological process: phosphatidylinositol dephosphorylation. The record is from RefSeq and is a predicted model, not a curated record. NCBI's taxonomy places the organism in Eukaryota, Fungi, Ascomycota, Eurotiomycetes, Onygenales, Onygenaceae. The transcript is spliced from 3 exons.